CCGCUUCUUUUGAUCACUUUCUUCGUCGUCUCUCCCAAUCGUCCAAUUAAUCUCUGCUUCAAUUUUAUCCAGUGAAGAGGUUUUUAUUUUAUUUUGUGCGUUUUUGUAUCGAGAUGGUGUUGUCGACGAGCAAUACUAGCAACGCGCACGAAUUUGUCAUCGAUGACGUUAUCAGCAAGGCUCGAUGCGAUCUCGUUUACAGUGGAGAACUUGAUGAGAGUGUUCUUAGCCAGAUUCAAUCGAAGUGGAAAACGAAGAUGAUACAAGCUGGAGUCAUAAGUGGUACGAUCGAGACAUGUUCUGCUUCGUUUAAUCCCAGUCCCACACAUACGCCUCUUCAGACUCGGGAGCCAAAUCCUGCUCAGUUUCUCAAGUCUGAUCCACCCAUGGGCCUUAUGAUGGCCACAAAGACAGAGUGUGACGAGUUUUAUAUUCCCCAGCAAGAUGGAGCGAGAGAUCUUGUCACACAGCCAAACUCUUGUGAUUUUAAUGAUGUAGAUGAGAAUGAAGAGCUUUUGAAUGAAGACGAUGAUGAUGAGGAAGACGCUAUUGAUGAUGAUGAUUCAAACAUUCCACAUAUGGUCUUGUGUCAGUUUGAUAAGGUGAAGCGUUGCAAAAGCAAGUGGGAGUGCAAAUUCAAUGCGGGCAUUAUGCAAAUUAACGGCAAAAAUGUUCUUUUCUCAGAGGCCACUGGAGAUUUCAACUUCUAAAAGAUGCAACAAGAAACACCCUCUUCUCAAUUUACAGAACAUUUUUUGGCUUUGUUCCAAUACAUCUAUGCAAGGGUUUAACUGAAUGGAAGCAAUUUGCAAAAUUUGACUA
Molecule: messenger RNA, 822 nt
Organism: Capsella rubella
Lineage: Eukaryota; Viridiplantae; Streptophyta; Magnoliopsida; Brassicales; Brassicaceae
Product: transcription initiation factor IIA subunit 1
Exons: 8
Coding region: 114-710 (198 amino acids)
Biological process (GO): transcription initiation at RNA polymerase II promoter; transcription by RNA polymerase II
Cellular component (GO): transcription factor TFIIA complex
Source: RefSeq, a predicted model, not a curated record